This is a messenger RNA of Plectropomus leopardus (leopard coralgrouper), 1575 nucleotides long. It is a transcript of the gene tmem116, whose product is annotated as transmembrane protein 116. Gene Ontology annotation, biological process: adenylate cyclase-activating G protein-coupled receptor signaling pathway. Gene Ontology annotation, cellular component: plasma membrane. The record is from RefSeq and is a predicted model, not a curated record. Gene Ontology annotation, molecular function: G protein-coupled receptor activity. NCBI's taxonomy places the organism in Eukaryota, Metazoa, Chordata, Actinopteri, Perciformes, Serranidae.
AUCCAGGCUUCACACUGAUCUGCUUUUUGAUUAUUUUUAAAAUUAAUCUCAGAGUUUUCAGCAUGUUGGCUCCAGAGAGGCUGCAGGAGAUUUUUACCAACAGCACCGAGAAAAACACCACCAGUGCAAAAGACUGGACUGAGGUGUAUGAUGCGGUCAAGUGGAUUCAGCUCGUCAUGGCUCUGCUCAGCGUUUUGGGCUCUGGCUCCAUCAUCGUCUGUUUAAUGUCACAGAGACUGAGCCGCACGCCGGAGCUGCAGCCUCUGUUCCUGCUGAGUGUGUCCGACCUGCUGCUCGCUCUCUGCUGGCUGAUCGGAGUCGCUCUCUUCUCUCAACACUGCAGCAGCCUGAACACACACUGUUACCACCUGCACACUGUGGAGCAGAUUCUGUACAUGGCCUCGUUCUUCUACACACUCAACUAUGUGUGGAACCUCUACACGGGAAUCAGAGAGAAGUACUACAGCUGCAUCAACGGAUUCAUACAGUUUUCCAACAGAGUGAGCACCGCCGGCAAAAUCACUGCGCUGCUUUCAGGUGUGUUUCCUGUGCUGCUGAUGACGCCUGUGUUUAUACUGGGAGGCAUCAGUCGAUGUCAAACCAACUUCAGCCAGCCCUACAGGUGUCUGCUGAUGCACACCGGAGCGCUGUUUCUUACCUCAGACCACCAGCAGCCAAUCGGAGCCUGCAGCUGGCUGCACAUGUACCAGAUGGUCGUCUUCCUCGCCACCUUCCUCCUCACACUCGUCAGCAUCAUCGCGCUCGUGGUUAAAGCCCGUUGCAUUUACAGGCGGGUCGUGACGUCAAAUGGUUACCUAGGCAACCAGCAGCGGGCCUCGUUCCGUUUGAUGGACCGGCGGAUGCUCCUGUACCCGCUGGUCUUCAUCCUCUGUUGGGGUCCAGCGGUGGGUCUGGCAUUUCUUCGGGUGGUGAAGCCUGCAGCGGGUCACGGCGGGGCCGGGGUCGCCCUCUACAUAUCUCAGGCUUUCACCUCGGCCUCUCAGGGUUUCCUCAACUGUCUGGUCUAUGGAUGGACUCGUGCACAUCUCCGUCGAGCCGGCAGGAGGGUUUUGUCUCGAGACGUGGACACUCAGACGCCACUGCUGAGGUCACAGAGGAAGAGAAGUUACCAAACUCUCCGCACCGGCUGAAAGACAAACACGGGAGAAGUGACAGACUGAAAGUGAAACUGAGCAGGUGCAGCAAAGACUCCGACGGAAAGUUUCAAUUUUCAAUUUCACCAGAGGGAAAACACCGAGACCGUGCGUGUGCAGACGAGUGAGACCAACACCCCUGAUCCAGAACCGCUGAGGCGAGAAAAAGGGAAGGAGAAGAAGGAGGGGGAGUUUACGAGGACAGAAACAAAGACGAAGAAAACAAGAUGUGAAAGAGACGAGGCUGCACUCGCUCUAAAUCACAAACUUCACAGGUGGUUUGAUUUAACGUUACUGUCCACGUACUUUUUUGUCUGUGUGGUAAUAAUUUUACAAGCUUUGAGACAAAAGGAAUAUGACAAAAAAAAAGAAAAGACAUUUUAGCCAUUUGAAACCUGAGCAAAUUGGCUAAAUUUCUUUU